AUGUCAGAUUGGGGGCCGGUGUUUGUGGCGGUGGUGCUCUUCAUACUGCUAACGCCGGGAUUGCUGAUUCAGGUACCCGGACCCAACCGAUGUAUCGAGUUUGGCAACUUUCAGACGAGCGGAAUGUCCAUACUGGUUCAUUCCAUUCUCUACUUCGCUCUCAUCUGCAUUUUCUUGUUAGCUGUGGGGAUCCACAUACUGAAGAGGAAUGCUCAUAAUUGCUUCCUACGCAUAGAGAUGGACAUUAAGUAUAACAAGGAACAGAAUAAGAAGCAAACCACAGAUAACAGUGUGCAACAAUAUGGAGGCUACAGUACUGGUUUUCAUUUCCAAGAAAUCAAUAGGCCUAUGCUUCCGAGGAAGUUGAAAGAUUUGUCCUGGCGACAGAAAUGCAAACAGCGCUGCAGCUUUGAGUGGAGCGAGCUGCCUAAUCAUUCACCCCCUCCACCUUCCUAGUUUUGAUUCUUCCAAU
Messenger RNA from Ilex paraguariensis (yerba mate), 472 nucleotides. The record is from the annotation of a GenBank genome assembly. NCBI's taxonomy places the organism in Eukaryota, Viridiplantae, Streptophyta, Magnoliopsida, Aquifoliales, Aquifoliaceae.